Messenger RNA from Aspergillus sclerotioniger CBS 115572, 914 nucleotides. RefSeq lists its product as uncharacterized. NCBI's taxonomy places the organism in Eukaryota, Fungi, Ascomycota, Eurotiomycetes, Eurotiales, Aspergillaceae. The record is from RefSeq and is a predicted model, not a curated record. The transcript has a single exon. The coding region runs from base 279 to 752 and encodes 157 amino acids.
UUCCGGCCGAGCAGGCCGGGUUACCGGUUAUUAGAAUCCCCCAUCCCACAGAGCGGGUGACAACCUCAGGUUUAUUCGUGAUCUAAACAUCACCUCACUAAGGCAGUGAAUAAACACAUAUCUUGGGAGUCCCGCGGAAGGGGUUUUUUUGGAGAGCAGGUUCCAGUUGACACGAGGCCAUCGACUCUGCGACUGACCCGAUCCAAGUGAGGGGCUGUCCUCACCCGGCAGCUGGGGUCGUCCGAGUAAACAAACGUAGAGUGAGGCCUGAUGGGGUCAUGAGCAGCCUGAUUGAUGGCAGAAUCUUGGGCUCCGAUGCACGCCCAAAGUGGGAGGGAAAGCUCUGGGAUGUCUGGGAGGAGCAAGCAAUACCUGCCAGGCUCCCCUCCCCCGGUAGUACUACCGAAGUAGGUAGUGAAUGUUGUUGGCCGGCGGGGAAAGAAGAAGACCCGCUCCGGACACUCUCUACCUUAGUACAGUUAGCCACCGCUGCGACCAACGGGAGUCAGAGAGAGCCGCCCAGAGCUCCCAAAGCCCAUCAUCGGAUUCACGAACCUUCCAAGUUCCCAACACCGACACAUCCUCCUCUCCUUCUCCCCCCCCAUCAACCUUCAACGCCCUCCUCACUCUCCACCCUUUCCCAGGCAUCGUUUCCGAUUCCUUUCUCUCGCAGGCUUCAAUAUUUCUUGGAUGUCAAAGUCUCAGGGUUGACGACCUGCACCGUCUCCUGUCAUUCUUCUGACUCCCAGUGAUACUGGGUGAAGCCGCAACCUCAUUUCUUAUCUUCCCUCAUUUUCUCCGACCUGUCGCGAGCAUCUUCGAUUGAGCCAGAUCUUCUCCGUCCAUUCUUUCCUUUGCGCUUCUGUGAUCUAACGGAACUGGCCGAAUUUCCUCCCCCCUCGCCGUUCCAUUCU